AAAGAAGAGGGUGUGAGGAGUGCAAAUAAAGAAAGGGUAAGGAUGUGUGAGAAAUAAGCUUAGCUAGUUCCUUGGAACCCUUUAUUAUUUAUGUGUGUUUGGGUGUCUCUUAAUCUUUCUCGCUAUAUAUAUAUUUUGUGGAUCAGAAACUGGCGUGGGUUGAACCUACAUAAUCUGAUCUGGCAGGGGAGAAAGAUAAGAAGAGGCGGGGCGGAGUGGUUGGUUUAGUUGAUCGAAGAGAGAGCUAGCUUAGUAGUAGUGCAUGUACGUACGUACUUUGAUCAUUCAAUUCAUAUCCCAGCGAUCGAUCGAAUUGAAGAAUAGGAAGGUAGCUAGCCUGGUAAAAAAGAGAGAAAGAUCGAAUGAGUUCAGCAGCAGCAGCAGCGAUGAAGAUGGGGGCGGGGCAGUUUGGGGACACGACGUACACGAAGGUAUUUGUGGGGGGGCUGGCCUGGGAAACUCACAAGGAAACCAUGGAGAAGUACUUCCAGCAGUUCGGUGACAUCUUGGAAGCUGUUGUCAUCUCCGACAAGGCCACCGGCAGAUCCAAGGGCUAUGGCUUUGUAACGUUUCGGGAGGCGGAAGCGGCGAUGAGAGCAUGCGUGGAUGCCUCACCAGUGAUUGAUGGGAGAAGGGCCAACUGCAAUCUUGCUUCUUUGGGUGUUCAAAGAUCUAAGCCAAACACUCCUAAUAAACAUCCUGCUGCUGCCGCAGGUGGAGUGAUGAAUUACAGCGUAAUGAAUGGGUUUCAGGGAGGAUUUGGAGCAACAACAACAUUUGCAUCAACCUUCCCUCAUUACGCCAUCCAACAAGGCCUCCCUUAUAAUCCUUAUGGGUACUCUUCUUAUUCGCCGGACUAUACCUAUCCCACGAGUUACUACGGGAUGUACGCUGCUGGGGCGACGGCAGGGCAGUAUCAAUUGUACGGAAGUGGGACGAAUGGAAUGGUAUCUGCGGCUGCCUUCUACCCUUACCUAAAUUUCGGCGACGGAAGCGGCGGAGCAACCACCGGUGGCUACACCGCCACUGCAGGCCAGCCCUACGGUGUACAGUACCCACACCACCUGUUUCAAUACUCCGCUGCCAUGAGCACCACCGCCGGGUACCCUGCACAUCACUACGCCACCCCCAUCUCUCUGGCGCACACGCCUCCACUCCAAUCAGUUUGUUGUUUUGUUGUGCCGCAGGCGUGAAGAUGGCGACCGCUGCAUUACGGACACCAAUUCCUCCACACCGUUAAGUUAGAGAUGCAUUCAUUCAUUGAAGCUAGGCUAAGGUAAGGGGAAACGUGCGCACGCGUGCAAGCCAAAACGUGCGCACGCGCACCGUAUCAUAAGUAGUACGAUGGAGUUGAGUUGAAAUGGUGAAUGGAGAUCAAUCGACUCAAUGUCUUUCGUAUAUCUAGCUAGCUACCACCUUUGCUAGGCUAGUAGCUACUGUUCACCAGCAGCAGCAGCAGGGCGUGAUGUGAUCUGACAUCUACGCUUCUCACCCGAUGCUCGGCCCAAAUAUGGCAUUUGAUCGAGCUACAGACCUUCAUUCUCCGCAUAUUGAUUGGGUUGGGUCGAGUACAAGGUGCGUAAGACCCGCCCACAUAUGCUCCACCUUGUCACCUUCUUAUCUCUUGCAAGGGAAUAUGGAUUCUUUCAAGAGACACAGAAGCUACAAUUAUUACAUAUAGAUCUAGAUAUACAAGCUACUUACUCCCAUGAAAAUCACGUGUUAGUAGCAUUCCUUUGUCCUUAAUUAGCCUCGGAUAGGCUAAUUAUAUUUCAUCACUAUAGCCAUUUAGGAAAUCAAACCCUUUUUUGAAUCAUAACUUAGGUUAUUGAAUCUUCAAAUUCCCGUGCCUCAAGGAAUUUUAUUAAUGGUUAAUAGGAUUCCAUUGGGACAUGACAAACAUGCAUUUAUUUGUAUUAGCAGGGACUUGUCAUUAAUGUUACAUGUUUAAUUAUGUAAUUAUUUGUUACGUAUUUGCCAAUAGCAACAUAUGCAAUAAGAGGAUUCGUUCUCC
This is a messenger RNA of Cuscuta epithymum, 2014 nucleotides long. Lineage: Eukaryota; Viridiplantae; Streptophyta; Magnoliopsida; Solanales; Convolvulaceae. The record is from the annotation of a GenBank genome assembly.